AAGUCGGGCAGUGUAUAUUGGACGAAGCCCGAGGAAGUUUUCUUUUGUACCCUGCCCGGCGAAGCCAUUUGCUUAGAUUCCUUAGAUUCAUUAACCCGGUGCCUGCCGCCGGCAGGGUCUCGUUCCGUUGCGAUGUGAUUCGUCACUUCCUUUCAAAUAGGUGUUCGCUACUACCAUCAUGUCUUCCUCCUUGUUCGACGUUCGCAAACAGCUCGCGUUCUAUGGUUCCUACCAUUCCCAUCCAGUCAACGUCUUCAUUCACAUCUUCGGGGUCCCAGCCCUUCUAUGGAGUGCACUAGUGUUGGCGACUCGCAUCCCAAGUCCCUCAUUCUUGCCGGAGGUUCGCUAUACGUUCAAUGAGUACCUCGUAUUCGACAUGAACACGCCUGCCGUGGGCACCACUCUCUACUUCGUGUACUACUUCAUCCUUGAACCGAUCGCUGCACUGUUGUACGCACCGCAAAUGGUGGUGUCAUUGCUGACCGCAACAGCCUAUGCAUCUCGCCCUGAUGGCAUUCGAGACGCGAUCAUCGUUCAAGUCGUCUCAUGGAUUGCGCAGUUCCUUGGGCAUGGACUUGCUGAGGGUCGUGCUCCAGCCCUUCUGGAUAACAUUCUUGGUGCCUUGGUACUCGCACCUUUCUUCGUGCACCUGGAAUUGUUGUUCAUGCUCGGAUAUCGUCCCGACCUGCACAAGCAGCUGCAAAACGAUGUUGGGAUUGAGAUUGCCAAAAUAAGAAAGGAACAAGGCGAAAAGAGACGUCUUGCCGACAAGAAGUCCAGUUAAUUUGAUCGAUGACGAGAGCUUUGUCACGGAUCUAUUUUCAUGUUGUAUAUCUUUCUGCCAGUUGUUCAGCGACAUCGGAGGUGCUGUCAGACCUCAUUAAUCCUUUUAUUCCUGGCCUGUGGAGGUUCUGGGGCUUCUCAUAGUUCACCAUCGUCUU
Suillus paluster is the source of this 941-nucleotide messenger RNA. RefSeq lists its product as uncharacterized. Gene Ontology annotation, cellular component: endoplasmic reticulum. Bases 179 to 784 code for a protein of 201 amino acids. The transcript is spliced from 6 exons. Lineage: Eukaryota; Fungi; Basidiomycota; Agaricomycetes; Boletales; Suillaceae. Gene Ontology annotation, biological process: sphingoid catabolic process. The record is from RefSeq and is a predicted model, not a curated record.